CGAGUUGACCGAGCACAGCUGCUGGUGGACGGAACGGAGGUCCUGGAAGGAGAACAGCCCGGCCCAGCUGCAGUCCUCUCGGCUCGCCUCCUCCAGGUCCAAGGAGUCCAUGGAGGCAAAGAGAUGCUCCUCCGCGCAGAGACAUGGAUUCAUCUGAAAGCGGUGAAGACAUAAACGGCCGGGUAGAGCGAGAUGGUGAUCCUGGAGGUUCCUCUGGACAGAAGGAGACCUCAACUGCAGAUAUGCUAAGAAUAAAACAACAAAUGUCAAAUCAGUGCUUUGAGAUGGAAGUACAUCUUAACGCAGUUAAAGUUUCUGUUUCAGGGAAACACAGAAGAUCUUGCAGCACUUCUGAAGCAGAACGAGAUUACUCAGACCACAUAAGUGAGCUUGAACGAGUAAAGACGCUCCAAUUUAACCAGACGUUGGCUCUGCACAGAAUGCAGAUGUGGCAUGCGAUGGAAGAAAAAAUAAAAAUAAAUGAUCCAGAGUCAGAUGCUCUAAAAGUUGUGAAUGAACGCUGCAUGGCCCUUUGCUGCCAGAUAAAACAGAUCCAGCAGGAGACAAGACUUCUCCAAGAUGAAAUUACAGAACUACAAAAGAAGAGACUUGAGAUGAAACGGCUCACACAUGACAAAAUGAAAGAAAUGGAAGACUUGAUGUCCUCGAAGGAACACCCAGAUACAGAAAAGUGCAAAGCUGCAUUGGAGAAGGGCCAAAAAAACCUGGAAAAAUAUAAAAAGAUGUCAAUCAUGGCUCAGAAUGUUCUCAGGGGAAUCCUCUUGGCUUGUAAAAUCAACUGGCUGGAUGAUCCCAAACUCCGAGACGUUGCAAUGACACUGGAGGAGUUCCCAAUUACUGACUGAAAAAGACAUCUAUUUCACUAUGUUUAUUAUUUUAUCAAUAAAUUACACAAAUAAUAAA
Molecule: messenger RNA, 924 nt
Organism: Oryzias melastigma (Indian medaka)
Lineage: Eukaryota; Metazoa; Chordata; Actinopteri; Beloniformes; Adrianichthyidae
Gene: cenph
Product: centromere protein H
Exons: 10
Coding region: 144-866 (240 amino acids)
Biological process (GO): mitotic spindle organization; chromosome segregation; kinetochore assembly
Cellular component (GO): nucleus; kinetochore
Molecular function (GO): kinetochore binding
Source: RefSeq, a predicted model, not a curated record